Molecule: messenger RNA, 738 nt
Organism: Penicillium alfredii
Lineage: Eukaryota; Fungi; Ascomycota; Eurotiomycetes; Eurotiales; Aspergillaceae
Product: HD domain-containing protein
Exons: 1
Coding region: 1-738 (245 amino acids)
Source: RefSeq, a predicted model, not a curated record
AUGACAUCCGCGUUCGCGGCUGAGAAAAUGGACUGUGGCGAGUCUCUCUUCGCCGCCAUGUCCGCCUUCGUGAGCUCCUGCAUGUCCGGCCACGAUCCAUCCCAUAACCCAGCACAUGUCCACCGAGUCGUGGCCGGAGCCAACACCAUCCUAGCCGCAGAACAAGCCCUGGAUCCAGCAGCGCACUUCGACAGCACUGUGGUCCAGCUCGCGGCUCUACUGCACGACAUCGGAGACCGCAAGUACAUCUCUCAGGUGGCACAGAGCACAUCAGACACAUCAGAAAACAAAAAGGCCUCGCUCGACCCAACAACCAUGGUCCGGGAAGCCCUCCUCGCCCACGGAGCGAGCCCAGACCUCUCAGCCAAGGUGCAAACCAUCGUAUCGCACGUCUCGUACACGACGGAAUGCAAGGACCCGACAGCAAUCCAGCGUCUGAUCGAGCAAGGGUACCCCGAGCUAGCCAUCGUCCAGGACGCAGACCGGCUGGAUGCCAUCGGGGCGCUUGGGAUCGGACGCUGCUUCACAUUCCUUGGGGCACAGGGGCGUAGGUUUGUGCCUGAGGGGCAGUGGGAGAUGGACAAUGCCAUUGAACAUUUUGGAGAGAAGCUCGAGAAGUUGGAGGGCAUGAUGAAGACCGAGACGGGGAGACAGAUGGCCCGAGUGCGGACGGAGAGACUACGAAUAUUCCGUGGGUGGUGGGAAGAGGAAAUGGGGAUGUCUGCUGGUUCUACUUGA